Molecule: messenger RNA, 555 nt
Organism: Pelecanus crispus (Dalmatian pelican)
Lineage: Eukaryota; Metazoa; Chordata; Aves; Pelecaniformes; Pelecanidae
Product: phospholipase A2
Biological process (GO): lipid catabolic process; arachidonate secretion; phospholipid metabolic process
Molecular function (GO): phospholipid binding; calcium ion binding
Source: RefSeq, a predicted model, not a curated record
AUGGGCUCCCGCCUGCUGCUGAUGUUGAUGCUGCUUCAGGCAGUUUGGAAAGGUGCUCUGGGAAAAUCCCAUUCACUGCACACCCGAGGAAUCAUCGAAUUGGCAGGAGCCAUAACGUGUGGCACAGGACGGUCCCCCUUGGCAUAUAUUGGCUACGGAUGCUACUGUGGACUGGGAGGACAAGGCUGGCCUAAAGAUAAAACAGACUGGUGCUGCCACAGGCAUGACUGCUGCUAUGACAAGGCAGAGAAGGAAGGCUGCAACCCCAAGAUGCAGCAGUACCAGUGGGUGUGUGAGCAGAACGCUGUGCAGUGUGAUAACCUGACAGACCGAUGUGAAAAAAUGGUGUGCCUGUGUGACCAAGAAGCAGCCAAGUGUUGGGGCGCAGCCCCGUACAACCCACACUUCAUCCUCUGGCCAGACUUUUUAUGUGGACAGACCCAUCCCACCUGCCAUUUCAGAUAUGGAGGGGCAGAAUAGUCUUUUGGGGACCUUUCUUCUAACCCUUUGGAUCUAGAAGGUGCUGGAAUAAAAUUUUACCUCCUUUACCAGAGC